Molecule: messenger RNA, 1900 nt
Organism: Mustela erminea (ermine)
Lineage: Eukaryota; Metazoa; Chordata; Mammalia; Carnivora; Mustelidae
Product: WAS/WASL-interacting protein family member 3-like
Exons: 3
Coding region: 30-563 (177 amino acids)
Source: RefSeq, a predicted model, not a curated record
UACUCAGCCCGGGCGGCCGCCGAGGCACCAUGAUGGGGGUGGGGUGGCGCCCGCGGACUGGGGGCCCUAGUGGGGGCCGGCCGCGGUGGCGCCGCGGUCCAUGCGGCCCUGAGGCUCCGACCCGGCGCUGCCCGCUGCUCCCGCCACCGGCCUCUCACGCUGCCAUGUGCGCCCGCAGCGGCGCGGUGCGGGCCCGGGGACGCGCCCGGCCGGCGGGACAGAGCGAGCCGAGCGCAGCUGCCGCCUGCCCUCCUCCGCCGCGCUGCGCGCUGCGCCCUCCACGCCGCCGCCUGCAACCACCGCCUCCUCCUCUUCCUCCCCCUUGGCCGGGCGCCGUCGCCACUCUCCGCUGCGGCGUUCUGCGCUCUCUCGCUUUGCGACUUCUGCCUCCGCCAGGUGCGGCUCGGGCGGUGCAGGUAACCGCGCUGCCCCGGAAACAGGAGGCGGAGCGCUGGGCGCCUGGGUUCCCGGGUCCCCUCCCCGCGCCCAGCGCUGCGAGGGCGGGUCCUAGGACCCAAGACGCGCCCCCUCGUGGGACAGUCCGAACCGCCCGCCGCCCCUAGGCCGCCCCUGCCAGGGGAAAGGGAGACCACCCCUUACCGGGAUCCCCGACGCGGACUGGAUCCCCAGUUCCCAUACCUAUCGUAGUCUGGAUCUGGAACACUGUGGAUGGUGAUGAAUGCUUGUCUCUUUUGAUGCUUGCUUCAUAAGUAUUCUGCUAAGAAGCAGGAGCUCUGGAAACUGUUUGGGGCCACAUCUGCCCUGUUUUCUCCCAGUGUUACCGCCCCAUCCCAGGCCACGCAUCUCCUGUUGGGCUCUGACCCACGUGCUUCUUAGUCCUGGCUGAACAUUCUAACCACCUGGGGGAGCUUCGAAGCCUACACUUGCCCAGAACCCAGGACAUGGAGCUCAUGGAUGGGUUUAGAAAGCCCCCAGGUGAUUCUAAUACGUAGCGGGGGGAGUAGUGUUGGUGCUCAGGUGUAGCCAUGGUUCCAGCCUUUCUGAACUUCUCCCCAGCGGAUCUGCGCAUGUGUCCAUCCUCCCACGUGCAGUACACACUGUCUUCCCCUCCACAAAGCCUUCUUCCAGCUUUUCUAACUGGCGUUCUCUCCCCUGGGAAGGCUCAGCACAAAUGCUCUUGGAGAGAACUUGCAGUCCUCUCCUCUGGGCUUCCUAUUUGUGCAUCACUUCUAUGGACCCUUGAACCUGCUGGGUCCCAAUGCUCGGCUUGUUCUCACACCUUGGACUGUGAGCUCUUGACCGUGAUGCUCUGGUAUGCCCAGUUUCUGACAGGGCCAGGGACAAAACUGUGCUUGGUGAUGGAAGGUUGAUGGAUGUCCCAAUGAGUGUCCUGCUCAGAGAGCCAGUCUUCAUGUGGCUGAGACCUUCACCCUUCCAAAUGCUGACCUUUCUGAAGAGCCCUGGAGGCUGUGAGGCAGGGUCUCACACGGGGUGUACAUGUUCAUGCUCCCCAGGCCUGGGAGAGGGGAGGGGGCCACGCGGAGUGGGAUUUGAGGGAAGGGCCUUCUCCCUCCUCCCAACCUCUGCAUAAAAAUCUCUCCUAUAUGAUGGAAGGCUCAGUCCUUAGUUUCCAUGCUUUGAAAACCUGUGCUUGAAGCAAAGAUUAAAAAUAACAAAACCCACCUUUUCCUGAGGACUCAGCUUACAUCAGUGAUACAUGCAAUAUUCCAUUUAAUCAUCAUUGCCGUCUUGUGUUCACCUGUCCUUACGGGCCGGUGAGGAAACAGAGGCUCUUGGAUAUUGAUUUAUAUACCAGAGACUGCUUGGGCUCACCGAUACCCCGUCUCCUCCUCCUCUGAGGAUCGUAGAUGAUAUUUUUCUGGUCUCCUUUGCAGUCCAUGGAUAUAGGAGGGUGGAGGCAGGGGGCUUGGCCCUUCAU